Molecule: messenger RNA, 411 nt
Organism: Symbiodinium sp. CCMP2456
Lineage: Eukaryota; Dinophyceae; Suessiales; Symbiodiniaceae
Source: the annotation of a GenBank genome assembly
UUCUGCUCCGACUCGGCGGACGGGAGUUGUCGCUUCCUCGGGUUGCGCACCCUGCCUGCGCUGCGGAGCCAGCCAGCGCAGGUUCGACCUGGUUCGUGGCCUGCGCGCGCAUCUGCGCGAAGCACAUGCUGCCGACCUGAUCGCCGCCGUUGCAAAGGGCGAGGACGAGGACGCCUGGCUUGAGCGUGAGGUCGCUGCAGCCGUAGAUGCGGGCGUCUUCGCCCGCCGGGGGGCCGGGGGCGCCCCUCGCCGGAACGCCGGGCAUCAGCGGGGCUCUGGCUUGGUGCAGAGAGACGAUCGGCCUGCUGUUCCUGGAGAGUGGGAAUCGGAGGGCCUGGACGCCGCGCGCCGCGGCGACGCGCCAAGGCUCAGGGAGCUCUUGUCGGAGGGCUGGCGGCCGUUUGACGCUGA